UCGCCCCUCCCACCCAAAUGACGACUGACUUCCUCCUGCUCACCUCCGGAGCUCCACUCGCCAGUCACCGAGUGAUAGCAGAGCGACAGCCCGGACUCAGAAAGAUUCUCGGCGUACACAGGAAGUUGAAGGAGACAUGGCCAAACCUCUGAGCGACCAGGAGAAGCGCAAGCAGAUCAGCAUCCGCGGUAUCGUCGGCGUCGAGAAUGUGGCCGAGCUGAAGAAGGGCUUCAACCGACACCUGCACUUCACCCUUGUCAAGGACCGAAACAUCGCCACGCCGCGGGACUACUACUCCGCCCUGGCGCACACCGUCCGCGACCAUCUGGUGGGUCGCUGGAUCCGGACACAACAGUUCUACUACGAGGCCGACCCCAAGCGAGUUUACUACCUCUCUCUGGAGUUCUACAUGGGCCGCACACUGCAGAACACCAUGAUCAACCUGGGUCUGCAAAACGCCUGCGAUGAAGCCAUCUACCAACUGGGCCUGGACAUGGAGGAGCUUGAGGAGGUGGAGGAGGAUGCAGGCCUGGGCAACGGAGGACUGGGCAGACUUGCAGCCUGUUUCCUGGACUCCAUGGCCACCCUGGGACUGGCAGCCUAUGGUUACGGGAUCCGCUACGAAUACGGAAUCUUCAACCAGAAAAUUCGAGACGGUUGGCAGGUUGAGGAGGCAGACGAUUGGCUGCGUCACGGCAACCCCUGGGAGAAGGCCCGCCCCGAGUACAUGCUGCCCGUUCACUUCUAUGGACGCAUAGAGGAGACAGAGAAUGGCACCAAGUGGGUCGACACACAGGUGGUGCUGGCGCUGCCGUACGACACGCCCAUCCCAGGCUACAUGAACAACACGGUCAACACUAUGCGCUUGUGGUCCGCGCGCGCCCCCAACGACUUCAACCUGAGAGACUUUAAUGUGGGCGAUUACAUCCAGGCCGUCUUGGACCGCAACCUGGCAGAGAACAUUUCCCGGGUGCUAUAUCCCAACGACAAUUUUUUUGAGGGCAAAGAGCUGCGUCUGAAGCAGGAGUACUUUGUGGUGGCCGCCACUCUGCAGGACAUCAUCCGCCGUUUCAAGACCACCAAGAAAGGGACGCCCGGACGCACAUCCUUCGAGAGCUUCCCUGAUAAAGUUGCCAUCCAACUGAAUGACACCCACCCUGCCAUGGCCAUUCCUGAGCUGAUGAGGAUCUUUGUGGACAUCGAGAAGCUGGACUGGGACGAGGCCUGGGAUCUAACCAAGCGCACCUUCGCCUACACCAACCACACGGUCCUGCCCGAGGCACUGGAGCGCUGGCCUGUGGAGCUGAUGGAGACCCUUUUACCACGACACCUGCAGAUUAUCUACCAGAUCAACCAAAUACACCUAGAUAGAAUCGCGUCGCUCUUCCCCAACAACAUGGACAAGCUGAGGAAGAUGUCACUGAUCGAGGAGGAGGGAGGCAAGCGAGUCAACAUGGCGCACCUCUGCAUCGUGGGCUCGCACGCCGUCAACGGAGUCGCUAGGAUACACUCCGACAUCAUCAAGACACAAGUAUUCCGCGACUUCAGCGACCUGGAGCCAGCCAAAUUCCAGAACAAGACUAACGGCAUCACUCCCAGGCGCUGGCUGCUGCUGUGCAACCCCGGACUGGCCGAGCUAAUCGCCGAGGUUAUCGGCGAGGACUACGUCAAGGACCUCAGCCAACUGCAGCGGCUGAAUGACUUUGUGGACGAUGUCGCUUUCAUUCGGGAUGUCUCCAAAGUCAAACAGGACAACAAGGUGAAGUUCGCCCAGUACCUAGAAAAAGAGUACCGGGUGAGGAUCAACGCGGCGUCCAUGUUCGACGUGCACGUAAAGAGGAUCCAUGAGUACAAGCGGCAGCUGCUCAACUGCCUGCACAUCGUCACCAUGUACAACCGCAUUAAAAAGAACCCGUCUGCGCCUUUUGUACCUCGAACAGUGAUCAUCGGGGGAAAGGCCGCCCCAGGGUACCACAUGGCCAAGAUGAUCAUCAAGCUGAUCACCUCAGUGGCAGCCGUGGUCAACAACGACCCAGUGGUGGGAAGCAAGCUGAAGGUCAUCUUCCUUGAGAACUACAGAGUCUCCUUGGCUGAGAAAGUAAUCCCAGCUACAGACCUAUCUGAGCAGAUCUCCACUGCGGGAACCGAGGCGUCGGGGACAGGCAACAUGAAGUUCAUGCUAAACGGAGCGCUCACCAUCGGCACCAUGGACGGCGCUAAUGUGGAGAUGGCAGAGGAGGCUGGUGUGGAAAAUCUGUUCAUCUUUGGCAUGACAGUGGAAGAUGUGGCAAAUAUGGACAAAAAGGGAUACGACGCCAUGGUGUACUACAACAAGAUCCCGGAGCUGAAACAAGUGAUGGACCAGAUCACCAGCGGAUUCUUCAGUCCCAAAAAUCCCAAUUUAUUCAAGGAUUUGACUGAAAUGCUCUUCAAAUAUGACAGGUUUAAAGUAUUCGCUGACUUUGAAGCAUAUGUGAAAUGUCAAGAGAAAGUGAACAAACUCUAUCAGAAUCCGAAGGAGUGGACCCAGAUGGUGGUGAAGAACAUCGCGGCGACGGGCAAGUUCUCCAGCGACCGAACCAUCACAGAGUACGCUACGGAGGUCUGGGGUGUGGAGCCCACAGACCUCAAGAUCCCGCCACCCAGCGAGCCCCGAGAGGCCAUCGAGAAAACUGCCCGAGAGCUCAAGAAAAUGUGAAAGCUGCCUCUGUCAUAGUUGGAUGGGUGUUUUCAAUAGAAAUGGUCUUCUUUUACUAACUACCACAACACAUAAUCUGUGAAACUGCGCCCUCCCACCUAAAAAGAAAAAAACAAAAAACGCAAGUAACAUUCACUUUUUAUUUUUUAAGUAUUAACCAAACCUAUUUGUCUGUUACAGCUUUUUUCACUUUGCAUUUGCAAAAUAUAUUCACACGUGGAGGUGCGAGGACAAAACAACUCCUGUUACCGGUUUACAUUUUCUAGCUUCACAAAAAAAUUACAGUUAUUUUCAGUGUUUUGCUACCACGGGAAAGUGGCUACUCUAAUUUUUGGACUAUAAAUCGCUACUUUUCCCUCCACUUUGAAAACUGCUGAUUAUAUUCCAGUGCGGCGGGGAAAAUAGUUUUCUUGUAAAAUUUUGGUGGGUGUGGCUUAUAGUCCAAAAAAUGUACAGUAUUUUUGGGCCAUGUAGGCCACUAUAUUAUCAUAUGAUAUACAAUGUUGUCUUUCUACAACACUUAAUUUCAGGUCAGGUAGUACAGUUAAAAAUUUAGAGCCCUGGGGAUAAUUCAAUUAGCUGUAUAUAUUGUAUGAUAAAAUUAAUGAUCCUCUGCAGGGCUGGUUCUAUGCAAUUCUAGGCCUCGGAGCACAAUCGGUGUGUAGCCCCCCACCACAUUUUUUAUUUUAUUUUUUUUUGCCAAUCAGAUUUUUUUAUAAUCAUUUGCUAGCUAGUAUAGUCUGGAAAAGGAAAUGGGUGGAAACUUUUUUGUCCUAUGACAAUUAUAGCCCCGCAAAUUAAUUGAUACGUUCCGUUGUGAAAACUAUAAUCAUGGCAAGAAAUGUGAAUGUUGGACACUGUGAAGCCAAAUCAUUAAAAUUUUGCCAAUCAGA
Corythoichthys intestinalis (scribbled pipefish) is the source of this 3591-nucleotide messenger RNA. Its product is annotated as glycogen phosphorylase, liver form. Gene Ontology annotation, molecular function: glycogen phosphorylase activity; pyridoxal phosphate binding. Gene Ontology annotation, cellular component: cytoplasm. Lineage: Eukaryota; Metazoa; Chordata; Actinopteri; Syngnathiformes; Syngnathidae. The record is from RefSeq and is a predicted model, not a curated record. The transcript has 19 exons. Gene Ontology annotation, biological process: glycogen catabolic process. The coding region runs from base 137 to 2698 and encodes 853 amino acids.